Orycteropus afer afer is the source of this 417-nucleotide messenger RNA. RefSeq names its product apolipoprotein C4 (gene APOC4). Gene Ontology annotation, cellular component: high-density lipoprotein particle; very-low-density lipoprotein particle. NCBI's taxonomy places the organism in Eukaryota, Metazoa, Chordata, Mammalia, Tubulidentata, Orycteropodidae. Gene Ontology annotation, biological process: positive regulation of triglyceride storage; triglyceride homeostasis. The record is from RefSeq and is a predicted model, not a curated record. The coding region runs from base 1 to 417 and encodes 138 amino acids. The transcript is spliced from 3 exons.
AUGUCACUCCCUGGAAGCAGGCUCUGGGUCCUGCCCUUCCUGUGCUUCUGCAUUCUGCUCCUGGCCUGCACAGGGGGUGAGGGGGAACGGGGGGCGGUGUGGGGACCCGGGGGCUGGGUGGAGUUGUGCCAGGAUGACGGGCCCUCAGGGACCCCGGGCUCUCCGACGCCCAAGCUGAAAGAGAGUCGCUGGAGCCAGGUGCAGAGCAGAAUGAAGGAGCUGUGGACCAAGUCCAGAGAAAAGUGGCAGUGGUUCUGGGGCCCCAAGGCCUUCCAGGGCUUUGUGCAGACCUACUACGACGACCACCUGAAGAACCUGGGUACCCGCACCAAGACGUGGCUCCAGAACUCCAAGGACGCCCUGCUGGAGAAGGCCCACAGCCUGUGCCCACGGCUCCUCUGCAAGGACGAGGACUAG